This is a messenger RNA of Hyla sarda, 1801 nucleotides long. RefSeq lists its product as uncharacterized. The record is from RefSeq and is a predicted model, not a curated record. Gene Ontology annotation, cellular component: nucleus. The transcript is spliced from 2 exons. Gene Ontology annotation, biological process: regulation of transcription by RNA polymerase II. NCBI's taxonomy places the organism in Eukaryota, Metazoa, Chordata, Amphibia, Anura, Hylidae. The coding region runs from base 99 to 1580 and encodes 493 amino acids. Gene Ontology annotation, molecular function: RNA polymerase II cis-regulatory region sequence-specific DNA binding; DNA-binding transcription factor activity, RNA polymerase II-specific.
ACACAUUACCAGCACACAAAAAAAGGAGUAAAAAAUGCUUCACCUACAAUGAUAAAUGGGGGCCACUGUGUGUUCCUCUCAUUCUGGUAGACGGCUUGAUGACAGGGAUUUAUUCUGCACAUGUGCCUCAUAUAGUUUCAUUGACACACCUGUUCUCAAGGAGGGAGACUGGUUUUAUAUGUCAGAAGCCUCUUCUGCUCCAGUUCUAUGCCAAAAGAAAGAUGAAAAGACGAAGGAGAAGAGGGGGUGCAAACUGUGGGAGAGCCUCGAAUGCCAAAAAUGCUCCCAAACCAGAAAAUACAUGUGCAGCUCUUGAUAAUGCAGGACAGCUUCUUAAUCCAGAGGAAACAAGGGAGGAGACCUGUAUGAAUUGGCAUUUUAGGAAGCAAGAGACCGAUGAGGUGAAGGGGUUAAAAAGACAAAGAACCUGGAAAAUCCGAAAAGGUCUCAAACCCAACACCGGCCCUCCAAUAAACCUGCUUCCUUCAAAGCUGAAAAGCCGCCCAAGGAACAUCCGGUUCUCCAAUGUGGAGAACAUGACCCUUGUCUCCAGACUGGUGCCGGUGUACGAGCAGCUCCUGGGCAAAUCCAAGUCCAGGACCCCCUUUCUGAAGAAGUGUCAGAUGUGGCAGGAGAUCUGCGAUGCCGUCAACUCCGUGGGAAACAAGCAGCGAUUUGUCCACCAUUGUAAGAAGAGAUUCAGUGACGUGAAGCGGAAGCUGAGGCAUAAACUCAACCAUGAGAAGAGUCUUUUGAUGGACCAGGUUGGACCCUCGGCCUACAAGGUCUACUACACCCCGUAUGAGGAGGAGCUCAAGAAAGUUCUACCUGCUGAAGUAAUUGACGGAAUAGAAUUCUUCGAUUCGGAUCAUCCUCAAGAGCCGUGCUCCGGGGAAGACGCCAGACGCUCAUGGUGUACACCACAGAAUGGUCACAACUUCCUGGUGAGAAAAAAGAUUUCACCAGAGUUGCCUAAUACGACCGAACCUGAAGAGCUAGAAAGCCCAAUAUAUCCAGACCAAUGGCCGAUGCUCCCAGAACUCUUCCCUGUGGACACGAGUAAUGUGAGAUCUAUGGACUUCUUCACGGACCACACAGACCUGCCACCUGGACGGGUUGACACAAAAAGAAUCAAACUCUGUCCCUCUCGAUACACCAUAGAACAACCUUCACCUCACAGUGUUCCAAACGGGUCUCCCAAUCAUGGUGCCCAUCUUCUUAAGGUUCUCUCUGCCUCCCAGAAGAGGUUUCGAAAUGGCAUGAUGCAUAGUCUGGACGUCCUUCACUCAGAUCUCAGACACUUCAACAAGUGCAUUGAUGAAAGUAAUUCUAUAGUUGAGAACCUGCUAAGAGUGGAAAGCGAGAGGAACAACAUACUGGAUCAGAUGAACAUCCGACUUGGCCGGCUUGCUGAAAGUGUUGAGCAGCUGGCAAACCAGCAACAAGCAGAGCACGUUCUGCUCCAGGACUAUCCGAGACGACUGAUCCCUAGUCACACGGUCUUCACUUCUAUAAGAGGGAGAAAUGGUGCAAGUCACCGAGCGGGGGAAGUGCAUCACUCCUUAAGGAUAUCCUCUUGAGCCAGGACGUGCCUAUCUCAGCCAGGGUUCAUGCUUGGACCAGACCAUUAACAUUUACUUUAAGUAGUGCAAAUUUGUUAUCCUAGUCGUGCAAGUUCUUUACAUAAGGAUUAGUUUACAAUUUUUUUUUAAUUGUAUAAGAUCAAUUAUACAUUUAUUUUUUCUAUUUAUUUUUUUGACCUUGUAGAUUUACAAGAGUUUGCUUAAUAAAUAUUACACGA